CAAUCACAAGUGUACCCGUUUUAUUGGUCAAGACGUUGAUACGCAAACCAUAUCAGCUUUACGGUAAGCAGGACAGAGAGCGUUCCAGAAAAUAUCAGCGCCAGGAAGAUAUUUGUAAUUUUGUGCGUUUUAAGCUGACAAGAACUGAAGAUGAUCGAGGUGGUCUGCAACGAUCGUCUGGGCAAGAAAGUCCGGGUCAAGUGCAACUCUGAGGAUACCAUUGGAGAUCUGAAGAAGCUCAUUGCUGCCCAGACAGGAACACGGCACGACAAGAUUGUAUUAAAGAAAUGGUAUACCAUAUUCAAGGAUCAUGUGUCUCUGGGUGACUAUGAAAUCCAUGAUGGCAUGAACCUGGAGCUGUACUACCAGUAGACCACAGAAGGACCACAGGACCACAAGACAAUGCUACACAAACUGCACUCUUCAUUGUUACACAUACACACACAGAAUUGACACAAUCGCCCCAGAAAUUAUUAUGUGAAAUACAUGUUGUUCUACAAAUAUUUUGUUUUGAUAUUUUGGAAGUAAAGCUGAUAUUUACCUACCUACACGA
This is a messenger RNA of Lates calcarifer (barramundi perch), 553 nucleotides long. Its product is annotated as ubiquitin-like protein 5. The transcript is spliced from 5 exons. Gene Ontology annotation, biological process: mRNA splicing, via spliceosome; protein modification process. The record is from RefSeq and is a predicted model, not a curated record. Gene Ontology annotation, molecular function: protein tag activity; protein binding. The coding region runs from base 151 to 372 and encodes 73 amino acids. Gene Ontology annotation, cellular component: cytoplasm; nucleus. Lineage: Eukaryota; Metazoa; Chordata; Actinopteri; Centropomidae.